Molecule: messenger RNA, 436 nt
Organism: Gordionus sp. m RMFG-2023
Lineage: Eukaryota; Metazoa; Nematomorpha; Gordioida; Chordodea; Parachordodidae
Product: ubiquitin-fold modifier 1-like
Exons: 5
Coding region: 86-337 (83 amino acids)
Biological process (GO): protein K69-linked ufmylation
Cellular component (GO): cytoplasm; nucleus
Source: RefSeq, a predicted model, not a curated record
UAAAAAACGGCUAUUAUUUAGCAUAAAAUAUUGUCUCAUACGAUCAUAUUGCCCACGAUUGUGAAAUCUUUUACUAGAUGUUAUUAUGUCAAAGGUUACAUUUAAAAUUACCUUGACAUCAGAUCCUAAAUUGCCAUACAAAGUAUUAAGUGUUCCCGAAAAUACCCCUUUCAUACAAGUUAUCAAAUAUGCAGCUGAAGAAUUUAAGAUUGAUCCUAACACAAGUGCAAUCAUAAGUAAUGAUGGAAUUGGAAUAACACCAUCUUCUACUGCAGGAACUAUAUUUCUCAAAUAUGGAUCUGAAUUGCGAAUCAUUCCACGAGAUAGAGUUGGCUAGGCUAUUUAUGAAUUUUCUCAUUAAUUUAUUUUAAUACAUGUUGGCAAUUUGUUAAAAUUUUUUGAGAAACAAUAAAAAAACUUGCAUGUUUAAUAUUAA